Messenger RNA from Suillus clintonianus, 3189 nucleotides. RefSeq lists its product as uncharacterized. Gene Ontology annotation, biological process: nuclear-transcribed mRNA catabolic process, nonsense-mediated decay. The transcript has 6 exons. Gene Ontology annotation, molecular function: telomerase RNA binding; telomeric repeat DNA binding; protein binding. Lineage: Eukaryota; Fungi; Basidiomycota; Agaricomycetes; Boletales; Suillaceae. The record is from RefSeq and is a predicted model, not a curated record. The coding region runs from base 1 to 2958 and encodes 985 amino acids. Gene Ontology annotation, cellular component: telomerase holoenzyme complex.
AUGUCCGAUUCCGCAUCCCAGCUUGCAAGUGAGGCAAAAUCAACCCACCAAAGUCUGAAAGAGCUUCUCAAAACUCGCCUUCCAUGGGAUAAAGAGGUUGAGUUUCAAAGGAAGAGUCUCCGACGUCUGUAUCUUCGCCUAUUAUUCGUCGAUCCAUACGCAAAAGAAUCCAAAGAUGCCGAGACUCAUCUUUGGAUGCAGACCUCUUAUCAAUUCAUUUCAAACUACAAGCAGAGUGUCGCAACUCUCGAUCGGACCCUGCAAUCCGCGCCCCGCCAUCAGCCCAGGCAGAGUAAUCAUGGCCCGGUGGAGUAUCGCAAACUGAUGCAACGUUUCCGCCAGUUUCUUGCUGAAGAAGAGAAAUUUUGGACACAACUGGUAGCUCGAUAUCAGCGCUCCUUCUCCCUUCACGAAGCACAGCAUAUACUCUCUACCUUGAACAUUGCGAUUCCAGAUGACCUUGGUGCUCCCAAUGGCUCCAUUGGGGUACACGAAGGUGUCCCAAACUCCGGUUUCGGUCGCAACCAAUUUCAAUUCCCCCUCGAAGGCAAUACGCCUUCUCCUACCAGCUCUGCCGAACGUGAAACAAAUCUCGCCAUCCUCAGCAAGGCUAUAGUAUGUUUGGGUGACAUGGAACGAUAUCGGGAGCUUUACAACGAAGGUGGAGGGCGUCCUAGAGCCGGUCAGGAAGAUGGCACAGGGUCUGCUAGGAGGGGUGGCCGCAACAGGAGAGGUGGCGCACCAGGCUUUGAUUCGGUACCACGCGCCAGGAACUACGACAAAGCUGUCCAGUGCUACGAACAAGCGCGCCGUUUGGUCCCUUCGGAGGGCAAUCCAUCCCAUCAGCUAGCCAUUCUCGCUUUCUAUCAGAAUGACAUGUUCAGUUCGCUUCUCCAUUACUAUAGAGCGCUCUGCGUUCGUCAGCCUUAUGACACCGCAUCUGAGAAUGUCAAGAAAAUUCUCAAUAAAUCGCUCGAUCAGCACGCCAAGAGGACACGGGAAGGGGUGCAAGCCGCACCCGAGAUUGGUGAUUUACCGCCACGCUUAAGAGUCGAGUCCUUUAAGGAGAAAGUUGUGCUAUUGCAUGCAUUAUGGCGAUUAGGUUCAGAUAAAUCAAGGUUAAAUCCCAUUGUGCACGCAGCAGAUGUCGUCAAGGAUUUCGCCGCUCUUGUUGCAGAGCGCGUUCUUCCAAUUGAAAACGUGACCAAGGUCAUUGUUCUCUCUGAGGGAGCAUUAUGGAAACAUAUCAUGAUCCGGGACACGUCUCCGCCUUCGAAUAGGAGAUCCGGUGGGAUUCCUGACCCAGCUACCGUCGAAUCCCAGAUUCUGAAGCAUAUUCUUGCCAUUCAUCAAUCUCUCCUGAAGAUAGGCGCCGGUGAACUUGACAUUCCACCAGAAGACACAACUGAGAACGACCUUGCGCAGUGUAUCACAGCGGCAUUCAGGCGCACUCUACCUGCGUUGCGUGUUGCGAGCAAGUGGUUGUUAGCAAAUCUCAAAUAUGUGGCGCGUACCACAUCCCCUGCGGGGUCAAGCCAAGUCGAAGAAACUCCAGGAGUAGUCAACUCAGACAUGCCAGCCUUUUGGGAGGAUUACUUGCGUUUUUACAACGCCCUCAAAAGGUUAUUCCCAAUAGAGAAGCUACCUUCGCUGCUCUCUCCGCUGGAAGAGGAUGAGGAUCUUAGGGGCUUUCUUCCAUUGCGAAACCUCAUGAUUGGCGAUACUCCUAUGAUCGCAGACGUUGAUGCGCGCAGGGGGAACGGAUUGACCACUGCGGGGCCACAGGGCCGUGACAGCGUUCACCCAAACGAAGAACAGCUAAUGAGGAUAUCCGAUUUGCUCAAAGAUGUCCGGAAGCUCGCGGAAUCACCGGAUUCUCCGAUCCACUUGCAGGGUGAUACUUUCAAGUCUCUGCUUGAACCCACCGGAACUGCACCUGUGGCUCAGGCUCAGGCAAUCGGUGCGGAUGCUGUACAAGGGCUUAUUACGCCUGUAGUCUCGCGUCCUGAUGCUUUCGACUUGAUGCCAUUGGAGACUUAUGCGGAUGAGGAUGCUAUGACUGAUACAGGACGUACUGACAACGAUGAUCCGAUUGAAGAUGCAUUCAGAACCGUACUGAACGCUGAGGUACAAGAUGAAGGUGAUGAACUGGACGAUGACGUCGUAGUUUGGGACCCAAGGGCUUCCACUUCGCCGGUGGGUGUGGUAUCGGCCCUGCCGAUGACACCUAUAUUGCCAUCAAGCAUGAUAAACGGCAACUUCAUCAGCCCCAGUGCAUCCUCUAUUGUGUCCCCAGGCCGCGCGGCCCCGCCAUCGCCACCUUCUGCCUUCACAGGAACGACAGCUCAAGAUUUAUUAAACAGUUUCUCCAAAGCUGGUGGUGACAUUGCACGAUCUCCCCGCCGUCAGCCUAUUGCACCCCCAUCUCAAUUUCUUUUCGGCUCUGGGCCCGAGAACAUAUGGUCAACGACUCGUGAUCAGAACCCGCCAAAUCUUAGUCCCAGGCCUGCAUACAGUGUCGAGCACAAUGUAUCGACGCCAAACAACCGCGCUAUACACCCCUCUAACCGACCUCCGCCCCUGUCCUCUUUUGCACAUUCACAAUCCCCGUGGUCGCCUUCCUUUGAGUUUACGCACGAUCCGUCAAACAUUCACACAAAUCACUCCGCUUCACAACCAUCCGAUCCCGGGCACCACCAUUCGCUAUACUCGGCUAAUACAAUUCAGAGCUCCCCUUCAUAUCAGGCUGCAGCAUAUAGUGGAGUGAGUCAUCAACCCUUUGCGUACCCACAGGAGUCGUUGUACUUGAAUGCGGAGAUCGCUCCCGCUGCUCUUCCACCACAAUCGGGGCUGCACUAUCAACAGGGUGGAUUCAACCUCUCUCCUUCAGUGCAGCAGCAGUAUCCUCGGCCGAUGCAGCAUUAUUCGACUUCGUCCAUUUGGGGAAAUAUCGGGUGAUGACCACCAUCUGGUUGUCGUCGUUUAACUGAGACAUUGCCACAUGCUCGCGGAUAGAUACAACACGCUUGUGCAGAGCCCGCUAGCGGCCUGCAUUCGUUAUCACCGAGUCCAAGCCGGAGGGUGCGAGAUGCCAUUCCAGACCGUAGCAGAGUUGCACCUCCUGAUCAAGGAGUAUUAGUGACUGGUACUUUAAGGCCAAAUGCGCCUUGAGAACAAUCAGAAGUUUCA